Octopus sinensis (East Asian common octopus) is the source of this 7605-nucleotide messenger RNA. Its product is annotated as tudor domain-containing protein 5-like. NCBI's taxonomy places the organism in Eukaryota, Metazoa, Mollusca, Cephalopoda, Octopoda, Octopodidae. The record is from RefSeq and is a predicted model, not a curated record. The transcript is spliced from 27 exons. The coding region runs from base 596 to 4828 and encodes 1410 amino acids.
UUAUUUUCCUCUUCCAGUGGGUUAGGUUGCGGCGUCAAAAAUUAUUUACCACAUGGGAUGAGUUCACAAGAGUGACUGACAAUUGUAACAUAACUAAUAGUACUUAACCUAACGCAAACAAACAGAACUCAUGUAUACGAAGAAUCUACCUGUACAGAAUGGCAUUAUAACUACUGAAACGCUUUCCCAGGAUAAAAAGCGUUUUCUUUCCUUUGUAGCGUGUCCGAUGGUCAGCCGCUGCUUCUACCCCACAUAGCUCAGGGUUGUUUACGAACACGUGACAAUCUAGAGUUUAGCUUUUUUAACGUCAAAUAAUCUCUAAUUGUCAGACACGGCAGUAGUAGUCAUGUUGUGUAGUGUCGCUUUGCUCACUAAUGAUUGAUCUUAAAUUGUUACAGCCCAUUUAAUUGACUUAUUCUUUGCAUUUUUUUUUUUUUUUUUAGAAUUUAUAAUUGUCUUUUAUUUGAAAACCUGGACACCACUUACAUUUCUCCUGAAAAAGAAAAAAACAGCAUCUCUUCUGAAUCGCUUUUAAGCAAGCACUGGUAUUCUGCAUAUAUUCACUCAAGUUUGAAAACUACUUUAAUUAGCCAAAAUGUCCGAGAAAGAAGAUAUUAAGAAAAAAAUUCGAGCUUUGCUCAUCUCAUCUCAAAGUGGUGUACCGUUGUUUAAUUUUCUGAAGGAUUACUAUGAUAUCAUCGGUGAACCCCUCAAAUUCCGUGAUCUUGGAUAUUUUGAUUUGGAAGAUUUUCUUUUAGAUAUGCCAGAUGUAGUCGAUGUUGUAAAGGCCGCUGAUGGACAGACCGUAUUAAAACAUGUCACAGCCGACAGUACAAAGCAUAUUGAAAAAUUAGUCGCACGCCAAAAAACAACCGUCACCAAAAAACCACGUGCUAGUAAUAACAGUUAUAAGACCAACGGGUAUUUCCAAUCUGACAGCAUCUCACCUAGCCAUUCUUCUUAUAUUCAAAAAAGGAGUCCAGUUUCUCCAACUUUUGCAAACAGAUUCCGUCCAAACAACAGCAAACAGUUUCGACUUCCUUCCUUACCAAAUUUCAUUAAAAUUCAAAUCCAACAAACUUUAAGGAGUUUUUCUGAGCCAAUUAGUGUCCAUUCUUUUGAUGCUGCUUAUAAAGCAAGGUUUGGCGCUUCUUUAAACUACGAGAAAUGCGGAUUUUGUUCACUGGAUGCAGUUUUACAAGCUAUUCCUGAAAUGGUGAUGGGAAUCUUACAAAGGAAUGGUCAAUAUCACUAUAAAUUGCUGAAACCUCCCUUUAAUAUGGACUUCAGAAAUGGUUCACCCUACUCCCCACAAGAUAACUUUAUUUCACCUUCAAAUGCAUACCAUCAGCCACAUUCACCAAAAAAUUUGGGUUUUAAGACUUCCAUACAAAGACCUGUACCAUUAUUACAGGUACCAACACCAAAACCUUUAAUGCAUAGUCAACCAUUCUAUGCUGCCUUUGGUAGUCCUAACUCUCAAACUAGACAUACCUAUUCCUAUUCAAAUGCUUCCACUUAUGAUGACAAAAUACAUAGAGAUAAUAAAAAAUAUUCACCGAGAAGAGAGUCGUAUAAUUCCUCUGCUGCUAAUCUAGAGAAAAAGAACAAUUCGUCUGAAAGCAAUGAUAUGUUUGACCAAAUAAAUCCUGAAAUUACCUCAAAUAUCAUGAAGAUUCUUGAUUGUAAUCCAGAAGGGCUUUAUUCUUCUAAAUUAUGUUCUGCAUAUCAAAAAUAUCAUGGUUCUGAAUUGGAUUAUCGAGAUAUGGGCUUCCUAAGUGUAAUAGAUUUAGUUUCCAAAUUGGACGCAAUCCACAUUGUGAGGCCUGCUGGCAGUGGGGAUUGGAUCUUGUAUGAUACUAAAAAAUCUAAAGAAACUGCAGAGAAGUUGGCAAAUCAGUUGCAUUCUCUUGAGUUAAAUAAAAAUAAGCUAAUCAAAGAAAGAGAAAAAGAAGUCCGAUUAAGCAUUUCCAAAAUGAUGGAAUCUUUUCCAAAUGGACUAAAUCUAGAUUGCUUUAUGGAGAACUACAAGGCAACAACAGGGUCAGAAUUUCAACCUUCAGAUGUUGGUUAUAAAAGCCUGGAGAGCUACAUACUCUCGCUGGCCAAUAAUAUUAUUGAAAUAAGUUACUCUGGAAAUGCAUGUUUGACCAUAAAAUCUGCAAAAAAAUACAACUCUAAAGAAAAUCAGCAACCUAUUCAACAACUUAUUCCAAAACAUUCUGUGAAUCCUCCCCAGUCUUUAGCCAUUACAUCCUUACCAGAAGAUGCUGUUGGUCCUGGUGUGGCAUAUCGACUUCUUGAUAUCCCAAAUAACAUCCAUUUUGUUGAAGUGUUUGUUAGCAACAUUGAAAACCCAGGACAUUUUUGGUUGAAAUUCCGAGGAAAAGCAUACUCUGUUGCUUUGGAGAAUUUGAUGGAUGAACUUGAAUUAUUAUAUUAUUCCUCUGAUGCUGAUGCCUAUCAUGUUCCAGAUGAAUUCAUUUGUGUAGGCUUAGUAGCAGCAGCUAUAUAUCCCGAAGAUCAAAAUUGGCAUAGAGUUUAUAUUACGAAAGUACCAAAUGUAUCCUUUGUUGAGGUGUAUUUUGUUGACUAUGGCAAUACUUGCACAGUCUCUCGCAACUCUCUACGCUUACUUCGAAACCAUUUCUUAAGUCUACCAAUGCAAGCAAUAGAAGGAAGAUUAGCAAAUGUAAAACCAAUUAAUGAUGAAUGGAGCACAAAAGCCAGGAACCGUAUGUUAUCUCUGUGUUUCAACAAACCACUAAUUGCUCUUGUUAUACAAGUGAAGGACCGUGUAAUGUCUGUCUGUCUGACAGAUACUUCUGACAACAAAAUUGACAUUCAUAUUAAUGAUGUCCUUGUGGCUGAAAAAUACUGUAUAUUUUAUCCUGAUGACAAUGAUCCUGACACAGAUAGAUGCAGUCUGCCAGAAGGCACAAAUAAAAGAAUGCCAACAAAUACUUAUAUAGGCUAUCAACAUGAGCCAGUUCUUCCUCAACAAACCCCAGAAUGGUUUCCACAUACAGUCUACCUACAGUCUUUGGUUGCACUGUUAUUUCAGAAUCGUCCAAAACCUGAAAUUUCUGGCAUCUCGGAAGAAAAUAUUUUUUCUGAAAUUACCAAGGAUUCUCUGGAUCAAUCUGUCAGUCCUAGUCAUAAACAAUAUGACAUUACAACGACAUUACAACAGCAGAUCGAAUACCAUAAAACUUCAAACUGCAAAGUAAAUGGUAUACAAGGAAAGAUGCAUUCAGAAACAACCAAUAUUAAUCCUGGGUCUCUUGCCACAGGCACAUGUGAAGAUAAGAUCAAUAGAGAACCUUCACGAACAGAGCCAGACAACAAAUUACCUCCUCCGAUUAACAAAUGUUCAAAAAGUGAAGUGGUUGUGCGUCCUACAAGUAUUUCUACUAUGCCGAUUACCAAUUCUAUAUGCAAAGUAAAUAUGAAUCCUGGCAAUUUCUUAUCAAACAACCUACAUACCUCAGACAUCUCAAAAGAAUACCCUAUUAGUCAAGGAAAUAACUUAAAGCCAUUUGUUCAAAGAAUAGAACUCACUCCUGAAAUUGCAAUCCACCUCUUCAAUUUCAAUGGAACUGCCUGUAUCUCAAGCUGUGAACUUUCAUCUUUCUUCUGGAAGAUUGACAUUAUACGAACAAUGCUUAGACGUGUAAAUCUUGGAAUCUCAAAAGUUAUAAUCUGUGAAGAAGAUUACGAAGAAUUGUUUAAGGAACUAGAAAAGAUUAACUUUAGUGGUUUGAAAUCUGGCGAUGAACAUAAAGAUUGGUUGACUUUGUUCCGGCUUGAAGAUGUCCCUCUGGUUUUAGAAACUUUUUGUCAUCCUUCUGCUGAGUUAAAAGCAGCUGUUUACAAAGCAAUCCAAGAGUUUGAGCCAGAUGAUAAUUUUUGGAAAAAUAACAUUGCAAGGAGUUCUCUCAAGAAAGUGUCUGAUAACUCAACUCUUAAUAUAGUAAAAUGUACUUCACCUGUCCCCAUCCCUACAAAUAAACUCUCAAAUCAAGUCCAGCAUCUCUCCGUCAAAAAUAAGGGACAAUUGAAUUUGAGUAAGUCUGCUUCCCCUCCUAGUCUUCGGUCACAAUGGAGCUCUCCUUCCCAAGAAAUCAAAUUUAAAGCUGGCUCUCUGGAGGCUGUACCUUGGCUGCGCCAUUCCAGUGCUUCAGGAGAAGACAUGAAGACCAUCAAUUACAAUUUGACUAUUUUCCAUAAGCAAAGACAACGAAUUUUAAACAGAUUAAUGAAAGAUCCCAAUGAUUAUGAAAACUGUGUAAAAGAAUUAGAAGAUGUUGAAGAUAAAUUACAGAAGUUGAAUGAACUACUAAUUAAACUCAGUCCCACUGUUGAAAACCGUGACCCACCUGGAAGAUCCCAUUCACCGUACCACCAAAGCCAGUCUAACCACAGUGGCUCCCCAUCAAGUAGUCGGGGUCUUUCUCCAAGAGAUACACGAUCAACAUCUCGUUCACCCAGUUCGUCUCCGGUUCCUGAAAAUGUUCCUUUGACUCCCAAAAUUCUCAAUCAGAUGUUAGAUUCCCAGUAUGCUGCUAUGUUUGCUGCUUCUGGAGCAGCAGUAGCAUCCAAUGAACACUUUCUUGCUGUUGGUCAGAAUUCAUAUUCUAGUGGACAUCCUUUUAGCAACAAUUCAUCCCAACUUUCUGAAAGACCUUAUAAACUGUGCUGCAGCCCAACUGCAAGAAACAAUUCUAACAAGCUUUCACCUUUACUCUUACCUGGUUCUAGAAUGUUUAAGGUUUUCCAAUAUAUGCUAAACCUACCUGUAAUAGAUAAUCUUUUGGAAUUGCAAUAAAACCCUGAACAGCAAAACAGUUGAUAGAAAACCAAAUGAGUGGGAAUCAUUACUGACUGAGAAUGUGCAGAAAAGUAACAAUGAGAAACUUAUCUGAGUAAAUUUUUUGCUUGAAGAAAAAAAAAAUUAAUUUUUCAAUUUUGAAAUUUUAAAAUAGAUACAUCAAUUAAAUCAAAUCAUGGUAUAUAUCUGUUAAUUUUAUGCUUCUAUGUUCUCUAUUAAUGUACAGAAUAUGUUAAAUCAUUUCAGUUAAAACUAUAGAUUUUAUUUUAGCACAAAGUAUUAUUUUGUAUGCUUUUGAAAAUUUGUAAGACAGACUUUGAUUUAUUGUUAACUUACUAUAAUGUUAGAAUUUUAAAACUAUUAUCUUCAUUAUUAUAUUCUUUUCAAUUUGUGACAAAUUCCAUAGAGAAAUAAUUUGAUUACUUUAACAAGCUGUUGUUGAUACAAGUUAUGUUUGGAUUAAAAGUUUCAGUUGGCUUUACAUUUUGUAUGAUGAAACAGAAAGGAAAAUAUUCUUAAUAUUUUUGUAGAAUACUAUCAAUUUUUUCUUGUCACUUCUUUUCCCCUGAAAAUAUAUUAAACAAUCAUUUUCUAAUCAAAAUUUUUUGUCCACUCCUCUCAUUUUCAUGCUUUUAAACAUGUUCUUAUUUACUUCAUUUAUUGCAUCUCCAGGUUGUAUCAACAAGACACUUUGAAGUUCAUUAUAAACAUGUAAAUUUAGUGAUUUUGAUAAGCCUUUGAAAAUUCAUAAUGUAUGUGUGAGAUUUUUUUUUUUUUUUUUUUUUUUGUUAAACACAGAUUUAAGUAUCAUUUAAUAAUGAAUAAUUUGGUCUGGCUGUGACUUAACAUUUGUUAUCUUAGAAUGGCAGUUUUAUAUUGUAAAUUUUGCAAAUCACAAUUAUUAUUCAAACUUGGUUUACUGGUACUCUGGGAUGACAUAAUUUUGUUUUGCUGGUAAACUUCCUCUUUAAAAAAAAUUCAUUCUAAGGUCAUUUCAUGUAAAAACACUGGUGGGCAAUUGUCUUUCAUGUUAAUUUAAUUAUUUUGCUAUUUCUUGUUAUAUUAGAAAUUAUUCCUGAAGCACUGGCUGAAGCUUGAAAGCUGUGAUAUUCUAAUGUGCCAUUUAAUUAAUUUAAAUGCAAUGUAUUUAUUAAAGUUAAUAUUUUUUACAGAUAACUGUCUCUCUUUGUAUUAGCUGUUAAAAAAAGAAAAAAUAUUUCUACAUAUGUAGCUUUACAUUUUCAAUUUUUUUUAUGUUUCUCACAUUGAUAAAAUGUGUAUUAAAAUUUUUUACUUCAAUUUCUAUUUUUUUUAUUCUAUAUAAAUUACUGUAUUUGUGAAGUUAUCACAAACAACUGCUAUGGAAUGUAAGUGGUAGCAUUACUAAUUUCUGCAAAAAGACCUUAUUUACACCAACCACUGGCAGCUUAUUUUCCAGCUAAUAUAUGCUUAUUUUUUUUAUUAUAAUUUUUCUAAGUAUUUUUUUCCUUUUUUCGCACAAGUGCAUUUGUGUGUAUAAUUUUGAAAUGUUUGGAGAUAAACAGAGAACCAAUUUUCUAAAUUACUUUAAAAUACAUGUUAAUAUCUAGAUAGAACAUCAAAUAAUUUGAUGGUUUAAGUAUUUUCAGUUGAUAAAUAUUUACAUCAAUAGAUGAUGGUAGAUUGUAUAAUGUCAUUGUAAUUGAUAUAAAGCAGUAAUGUAACAUAGUUUUGUCAUACCUAUACUUUUGAUUUUAAAAUAAUAGGGUUAUUUGUCGUAAAAUAGUUUAUCAAAACUUAUCCCCAUCUCCCAAAUUUUUAGCUCAUUUAACUUGGUUCAUAGACCGACUUUGGAAUAAUUUAUUCAGGUUGUUGUAGGUGACAUAAUUGGUGUUGUAAGAAAUACCUCAUGUCAAUUCACCCUCUGUGACUACCUAGAAUGCCAGAGAUGUUACAACUAAAUUUUAUGAAGUACCAAUAACAAUUUAGUCAUUAGGAUAUUUUGCAUCCUUAUCUGAGGAGCAAUAUAACUGUUAAAGUUUCAACCCACAUCCUAAAUUUAUCCUGUAAAAAUAACUUUGUUCCACUGCUUUUUAACUUUUUUAAAAUUAUAAGCAACUAGUGAACAAUUUUACUGUUGAGAAGGGCAGAAAUAUAAAAUUAAGAUUCAACAAUCUAUGCACAUACAUAUAUAUAUGUUUCUCUAAGAUCUUCUUUAGACAACCUUUUGUGUGUCCUUGUAAGAAAUGUUGUAUACUUACAAUGACCAUUUGACAUUGGUCCCUAUCCUUGACAAAAUCAAAUGCUUCUUUGAAUCUAAUUUGGCAUCUUAUUAGAUUAUCAUUAACUUCUAAAACAUAUAACUAGCAAAAGUUCCAUCUACCUGAUCUGUAGCUAGAUUUUUGUAUAUUUUAGAGGGGACAGUUGUAGAAGUUGGUCUUGAAGUAUGUGUAAUGAAAACAAAUCUUUCAAGAUAAAAGCUAAUUGAGCGCUCCACACAAACUAUAAUAUUUUCAUUCGAUGUAUUGCUUACAUAGCUUUCUAGAACAUUGACACUUUUAAUUCAUGGAUUUUGUUAUCAGUGACUAGCUAUUUGUCAUAUUCAGAGGAUUUAGAUGUUGAUCCCUUUUCAUUUGAAAUCUUUUAUGGCAUUCUAGAUUGGGAUAGUUCUAUUUCUACAAUUUGGGGGAAACUGGGGAUUUUUGUAGUACUUGUUUUUUUUUCUUCUCAUAUUUAAAUCUGUUUGUCUCCUACUCACUUUUGAGAUUUUUUCAAUAAAAAUUUAUCAAUUAGCA